Dibothriocephalus latus is the source of this 1476-nucleotide messenger RNA. The record is from the annotation of a GenBank genome assembly. NCBI's taxonomy places the organism in Eukaryota, Metazoa, Platyhelminthes, Cestoda, Diphyllobothriidea, Diphyllobothriidae.
GAAGUCUCGGGCAUUCACUUGGUGGGUGUGAAUGAUGUCAGUCAUAUGACAGUGCAAAUGGAAGACGAUAUGUUGUUUGGUGAGGCAGAAAAGAAUCCAUCAAAAGAACUGGACGGAGGUCAAUUCCAGACAACAAUACGAAUGCUGCAGGGAGUUCAUACCACUGGUGGCGGUGUCGGCACAAUGCAACCUAUGACCUUCCAGGUCACCGUAGACGACAACAAGACCUGUGACACUAUGCAGGUGUCAGAGAGCACGAAAGGCACGGGCGUCUCCUACUCCAGCCAACCCCAUCUCGCGACCUACACUUGUGCCUGUGGUCGAACCUAUGCAACCAGUGAUUUUGUGCCACAGCCGCUGCAGACCUCGACUGAAGAUCGCCAAUUUAGUGCCAGCAGGCUUACAAUCGCCAGUGCACAAUCAGCUGCACCCGCCCUGACCGGAUCCGAUAUUCUGCAGGCAUCACAAUUCAACUUCAGUAGUUAUGCAUCUAGUAUGUCGCAAACCUUCAACAAGGGAACCCACACAAAGCCUGAAAGUGAUGCUGUUGAUCGAAUUAGCCAAACCUAUGGCACAGGACCCAGCGAAUAUCCCACUGUGCAACCAACAACAGUGGACAUGUCAUACGCACCAGUCCCGUCUACUGCUGAGGUCUCUCGUGAGUACGCUUCGACUGUGAACUUCUCCACACAAGCCGGCUCCAUGCUCAUUCCCGCAGUUGUCGACAUGAAACGCAUCGACUUACAGGGUGCAGAGUUGACACUCAAAAAUGAAACCACUGUGGCCUCCCACGAAGUGAACAUUCCCGUGGCCUCCCUCCUCUGCGCCAACUCCUCACAGCUCCAGUCUCUCCUAACUACGGAUGGCGGUCUUCAGAUGAUGAACCCGGAUGAAGCCCAGGCGUAUGGCAUCCAAACAGACACCAAAGCCACCGUAAUCACAGCGAUUGGACAUCGCACACCUACAGACAGAGACAAUACAAUGGCUACGUCGAGGCGCAUCGCUCAGAUGAACAUACAGGCACCCCGGAGUUUGAAAGAGAACAUGGUAAUCACCAUGCCUGCAAUGGCUGUGCUCAAUGGCCAGAACGCAAUCAACACCGGCAUGGGGGCAGCAAUGUCCCUAGCAGGUGUCAGGACCUCAUCAGGGACUGAUGCUAUCAGCACUGAGCACCUUGUUGCUCUCCUUCGCAGCUCGACUUCCUCAAAACGCCUGCGCAUUGCCACUGGAAACAUAUCCCACUCAGAUAAACUCGGAGGAGGUCAAUUAAUCUCACAACGUUCGGUGAAGGAUCUGGCGGAAGAGAUCAACCGUGGUACUCAGUCGGCUGUAGGCAGCUUCGUUUCUCCCAGUGGUACUCAUGGAGCCACUGGCAGCCAGCACGCUCUGAGAUCGAUACAGGCUGUUGAGCAAUUCCCCGGUACUUCGAUUGCCCUUCGCUCUACCGUCACCUGUCCAGGCGCUUCCACAAAUCUA